AUAUAUCCCAAGUAAAGCGCUCAGCUCAGCUGUCUCCCAGCAAUCCGCGAUUCACCAUCCCGUUCUGUCUGGUGGGCCUGGAACUUUAUACCUCCCUGUGCUGUUCACACCUUUCUCCUCACGCCCGCGGGAAUAACGGGCGACCCAUCGUGUUCUUAGUGGUGAUGGUGAUUGACAGAUGAUUUGACAGAGGAAGACAAGAUCGAUAGUCUCUGUGGUUAUUAUGGGCUGUGUCCACUGUAAACAGAAGAAGGCAGCAGCCAAGGCGUCUGUUGCCGAGGUAUCUGACCCGUCACCUAGCAACGGCCCUGACGGAGGCGUGUCAAAUGUAUUUGCCACACCCCGUUAUCACCCUGACCCCACGAUACCAGACUUCAACAAGCCGUUUGGUUCCGCCUGUUUCCCCACUACCAACUCACAACCCCGCGCUGGGGUUAUUACAGGUGGAGGUGUAACUCUCUUCAUAGCGCUGUACGACUAUGACGCCCGUACCGAAGAUGACCUGACCUUCCAGAAGGGGGAGAAAUUCCACAUCAUCAACAACACAGAGGGGGACUGGUGGGAAGCUCGCUCCCUGGACACCGGGAACUCCGGAUACAUCCCCAGUAACUAUGUGGCUCCUGUGGACUCGAUACAGGCUGAGGAGUGGUAUUUUGGGAAGAUGGGGAGGAAGGACGCAGAGAGACAGCUUCUUGGACAAGGGAACCCCAGAGGAACAUUCCUCAUCAGAGAGAGUGAGACGACCAAGGGUGCAUACUCUCUGUCUAUUCGUGACUGGGAUGAUGAUAAAGGUGACCACGUGAAGCAUUAUAAGAUCAGGAAACUGGACAGUGGAGGAUAUUACAUCACAACACGCACCCAGUUUGACACUGUGCAACAACUGGUGGAGCACUACACAGAGCGAGCGGCAGGUCUGUGCUGUAGGUUGAUUGGCAGCUGUAGACGUGGCAUGCCGAAACUAGCCGACCUGUCUGUGAAGACCAAGGAUGUGUGGGAGAUUCCCAGGGAGUCUCUACAGCUGAUUAAGAAGCUGGGCAAUGGGCAGUUUGGAGAAGUCUGGAUGGGUAUGUGGAACGGCACCACCAAGGUAGCGGUGAAGACACUGAAGCCAGGCACCAUGUCCCCAGAGGCCUUCCUGGAAGAGGCUCAAAUCAUGAAGAGGCUGAGGCAUGACAAACUAGUGCAGCUGUAUGCUGUGGUGUCUGAAGAGCCCAUCUACAUCAUCACUGAGUUCAUGAGCCAAGGAAGCUUAUUGGAUUUCCUGAAGGAUGGGGAAGGUGGGAGUCUGAAAUUGCCUCAACUGGUGGACAUGGCUGCACAGAUAGCGGCUGGCAUGGCGUACAUAGAGCGUAUGAACUACAUCCACCGCGAUCUUCGAGCCGCCAACAUUCUGGUCGGUGAUAAUCUGGUGUGCAAGAUCGCUGACUUUGGUCUGGCCAGACUCAUAGAGGACAACGAGUACACUGCCAGGCAAGGAGCCAAGUUCCCCAUUAAGUGGACUGCUCCCGAAGCAGCUCUGUAUGGACGCUUCACCAUCAAGUCCGACGUGUGGAGCUUCGGCAUCCUGCUCACUGAGCUCAUCACAAAAGGCCGUGUACCAUACCCAGGUAUGAACAACCGUGAAGUUCUGGAGCAGGUGGAGAGGGGAUACAGGAUGCCGUGCGCUCCAGGCUGCCCCGCCUCCCUCCAUGAGCUGAUGGUGCAGUGCUGGAGGAGAGAGGCUGACGAGAGGCACACCUUUGAAUACCUGCAGGGCUUCCUGGAGGAUUACUUCACUGCUACCGAGCCGCAGUACCAGCCUGGGGAGAACCUGUGACCACGCACACGCCCUACUGUUACUGUCAGCUUAUCUGCUCUUCAUGUAUGUUAUAUAUUGUCAGGCCAGAGCAAUCAAACCCAGAGUUACCCCUCUCCUUCCAGUCUGUGCUCAGCUGGCCAGACCCAGCAGAGGACAGUAUAAUGAGGCCGUGGCUAAAUAGCGUUAAUGUCUUACAGCGACAACAGGGCUCCGUCCUCCACAUGGAAGGUUCCGGUUUGGGUCGGGGGGGGGGGGGGGGGUUAGGG
Messenger RNA from Esox lucius (northern pike), 2064 nucleotides. It is a transcript of the gene yrk, whose product is annotated as Yes-related kinase. The coding region runs from base 224 to 1816 and encodes 530 amino acids. Gene Ontology annotation, molecular function: non-membrane spanning protein tyrosine kinase activity; ATP binding; signaling receptor binding. The transcript has 13 exons. NCBI's taxonomy places the organism in Eukaryota, Metazoa, Chordata, Actinopteri, Esociformes, Esocidae. Gene Ontology annotation, cellular component: extrinsic component of cytoplasmic side of plasma membrane. The record is from RefSeq and is a predicted model, not a curated record. Gene Ontology annotation, biological process: cell differentiation; cell surface receptor protein tyrosine kinase signaling pathway; integrin-mediated signaling pathway.